AUGCCUGAUACUUCAGAGAUUGACUUUGAUGAUCUUAUUAAAACUUGUUCAAAGGAUUCUAAAAGCAUGAAUGGAUAUUUUAUAUAUAGGAAUGAAUAUAAAAAACAAGUUAUUGCUAAUGGUAUAAAAUUAAAAAUGACUGAAAUAUCAAAGUUAUCAGGAGCUGCUUGGAAAAAUGAAAAAUGUGAAGUUAAAGAUGCCUACAAAAAUCUUUCAAAACAAUUAGACGAUGAAUUAAAAAGGAGAAAAAAAGAAGCAGGACAAAUUUAUAAUAUUGUCUUUGAUAAUCAUAUGGAAAAAGUAACGCCAACACAAUCUUCUCAUGGAUCACCUGUGUUAAUGAAUACAUCUAUUGAACCGCUCUCAUUAAUUAAUACAACAGAUUCAUUUUAUUCUGAAGAAACAAACAUAAGCAUGGUUUCAUUUUAUUCCGAAAAUACAGAAAUGAACACUCAUUCAUUUUUUCCAGAAAUGAAUAUGCUUCCAAACAUUCCUUUAUUUUCUCCAGAAAUGAACAUGUAUUUAUUAUAUCCCGCAACAAGCAUUCCUUUAUUUUCUCCGGAAAUUAAUAUGCAUUCAUUAUAUCCUGAAGAAACAGAAAUGUUAUUAAAUGUAGAUCAUUCUUUAUGA
Scutellospora calospora is the source of this 630-nucleotide messenger RNA. NCBI's taxonomy places the organism in Eukaryota, Fungi, Glomeromycota, Glomeromycetes, Diversisporales, Gigasporaceae. The record is from the annotation of a GenBank genome assembly.